Strongylocentrotus purpuratus (purple sea urchin) is the source of this 6426-nucleotide messenger RNA. RefSeq names its product protein phosphatase 1B. Bases 427 to 1569 code for a protein of 380 amino acids. Gene Ontology annotation, cellular component: nucleus; cytosol. Lineage: Eukaryota; Metazoa; Echinodermata; Echinoidea; Camarodonta; Strongylocentrotidae. The transcript has 6 exons. Gene Ontology annotation, biological process: protein dephosphorylation. Gene Ontology annotation, molecular function: protein serine/threonine phosphatase activity; manganese ion binding; magnesium ion binding. The record is from RefSeq and is a predicted model, not a curated record.
UAGAGUCACUAAAAUGAUGUCAUUUAUCACGUGAUCUCAGACGCCAAUCAAAGUUCAAAGCAACGCUUAUCCGGUGUAAUGGCAACCUUCUCGAAACCCUGGUAAAGUGGUAGUCAGUCCCAGGUUGAUAGAAGGUAUCUAGUGGGCUGUGUAUUGAGUGAUCUCAUCACUGCAACGGUAUGAGUCGUAAUCGCCUUGUGAGAUGAGUAACAGAUGUAUGUCAAAGAACACAAGGAUACAAUGACCACAGGAAAUACAUCACUUUGGCAUUAACUUUUGAAGGUACCAGGUUUGCGUCCUUGAUAACGAACCACUUGUGUGUGUGGCAACUGUGAUGACAAACUUAUUGCAACAGAAGCGAUUUCCUUUAAGCCAAAAUAUAGUGUAACAUUUGUUGCUGGAGUGCGAGGAGCAUAUUAAAUAAUCAUGGGGGCAUUUCUAGAGAAGCCAAACACUGAGAAAGAGAAUGAACGUGGGUCUGGGAAUGGGCUACGCUACGGCCUUAGUAGCAUGCAAGGUUGGAGGGUAGAGAUGGAAGAUGCCCAUUCGGCAGUCACAGGUCUACCACAUGGACUCAAGGACUGGUCCUUUUUUGCAGUGUUUGAUGGUCAUGCAGGAUCAAAGGUCGCCAAGCAUUGCUCAGAGCACAUACUUCAUGAAAUUACUUCCAAUCCUGAGUUUCUAGGAUCCCCAAAGGUAGAUGGUAAAUUGAAUCCCUCUACUGAUGCAGUUAAAGAGGGUAUUAGGACUGGAUUCCUUUCAAUAGACUCAAAGAUGAGAACUGACUUUGCAAGGACAGAUAGUUCAGAUAAGAGUGGAUCAACUGCUGUGGGAGUUAUUAUAUCGCCAAAGCAUUUAUUCUUUGCCAACUGCGGGGAUUCAAGGUCGGUCCUAUCGAGGAAAGGCGAGGAUAAGCCAACCUUUAGCACGGAAGACCACAAACCUGGGAAGCCCAAGGAAAUGAAGAGGAUAGAGGAUGCUGGUGGAAGUGUAAUGAUCGAGCGUGUGAAUGGAUCUUUAGCGGUUUCAAGAGCCCUGGGUGAUUACGACUACAAGAAUAACCCAGACAAACCACCUACGGAACAGCUCGUUUCACCAGAACCUGAAGUAACGGUCUUUGAAAGAACAGAUGAAGAAGAGUUCAUUAUUUUGGCGUGUGAUGGAAUAUGGGAUGUGAUGUCGAAUGAAGAACUCUGCCAGUUUAUACGUUCAAGAUUAGCCAUAACAGACAACUUGGAAGAGAUCUGCAACCAAGUCAUUGAGACCUGUUUACAGAAGGGAAGUCGUGAUAACAUGAGCAUCGUGAUCGUGUUAUUCCAGAAUGCUCCUGAGGUAUCCCAGGAUGCUCUCACAAAAGAGAAAGAGCUUGAUGUCUUGCUUGAAGAGAAAGUCAAAGAGGUAAUGGAAAACUUUGGAGACCAGACCCAGCUGGACCUAGUGAUGCAUGUGCUUAGAAUGGCAGAUAUUCCAGGUCUUCCCCCCGGCGGAGGCCUUUCAGCCAAGAAAGGAACCAUCGAAGAAAUUCUGAACAGGCUCAUCCCUAACAGGAAGCAUGAUGAGAUGCACUGAUGUGAUGCUCAAUAUGAGCUGAAGGGACAUCCCCAAAUUCUGUUCACAUUUCUCCCCUUCACUCUUUGUUAUUCUUUAUACUUGUACCUCUCUUGCACCCUUUUCCUUCCUAUCAAUGCAUUAGGAUUCAGCGGAUGAAAAAUGGUAGCCGUUGUCAUGGCAACCAUAGACACCUGUUCCUUAAGGAUAUCUUACAUGAUGCACUACGAUAGUAACCAUAUGUCAUGCGAGACUGCUUCAAGUCAAAUGGUCAAGUCCUAUCCGUCAUUGGAUACUUGGGAGCUACAUUGCUGGUUGAUGAUUUCUAGGAAUCUUAUUUGGAAACAAGUAUAGAGUAAAUGUUGUCAUCAAUUUCAUUCUAUCUAGUGAAUUGAAAGGCAAACAUUAAAUGUGAUUUCUUAGUCUAGAAAGUAAAGUGACAUUUAUAAGGGAAUUACUUACAUUACUUCUAAACCUUGAGGUGGAAGUAGACAUACAUGUAAUUCUGUAAUUAGAUGCACUUCCCAGUUGUUAGCUGUAAUGUGUAAUCUGAUAAGUGUAUGUGGUACAUGAUAAGCAGUUUCAAUUCUAUGCUUGCUCAUUUAAAUGAGUGAUGUAUAGCUACAUGUAUUUUAAAGACAGUUCCAAAAUGAUUUAAGCUAUCUCUUUAGGUAAUUUUACAUUUGUAGGAAUAUUAGAAAUGUUACAGUAAUGUAACUUUAUGCUUCGAUAUAAGAAGAACAAAGAUUUAGUUUCUUCUGAAAAAUUAGCGAUGAAUUCAACAUAAUUGAAUUAAAUUUUGUAUAGAAGUAAAUGACCAAUGGUUUUGUGAAUAAUACAGUUGCUAUAAAAUGUAUGAUAGUAUUGUGAAAUGUGUAUCAUGGGAAGUGAAUACAUAUCUACAUUUAGUUUACAAAUAAUACACAGCAUUGAGGGUAUUAGUAAGAACUACCUUUGGAACAGUCUAACACGCACAAGGUGAUAGCCGGGGGUGUUUGGACUGUUUCAAAUGUACCGAGUGUGGGUAAUUUUACUAAUGCCCGAACAAAAUGAUGUGUAUUAUUUGUUUUAUAAGAUGAUGUUUUAUUUGUUUUAUAAAAUGAUGUUUUAUAACAUGGUUUUACUCCUGACCAGACAUAAGGACUUACUGAUGACCGGUCAUUAGUAAAACUAUGAGUUAGUUAAAAUAAAUGCCUGGUCAUGUGUACGCUCUCAACCAAUCAUUUAAUUAGGAUCAGCUUCAUCAUUGUAUAACAUCAUGUAUUGUACUUGUAUACUGUGUCAAUAUUGACAAUCAGCUUUUUUUUUCUUCAUGUGACAUUAUCUGAUAUAAAUUAAUAUUGUGUGCAGAUUAUUCUCCAGAAUUUUAAGCAAUACAAUUAAGCAUGUAAUAAUUCAUUGCUUGAUUAGCUAUGUAGCACUGUAAUGAAUAUUUUAAAUAUUUAGUUGGGGUCUUUAUAUUUGAUUACUGUUUUGAAGUGUAUCACAACCUGUUUUGAUGUAAUAUGCAAAUGUAGAGUGGCAUUAAGUGGUUUUUUUCUUCCUCCUUCUUAAGAAUAAAGGAGUUGGUGCCAUUUCUAAAGUUGAUUUUUAUCACUUUCCAUUAUAAUUUAGUGAUUGAUUUUGAGUUCUCUAGUCUACACCAUGUUUAAUUACCAGCAAUGGUUCAUGCACUGCUUGUAUAAAGAGAGUGUUUUGUACUGUCAUAUGGCUACUCUAUUUGCAUUGAAUAUAUUUUUGAAACUUGUAAAUUUACACUGAUGUAAUACUCCGGACAGAUUGUUAUGCAAUACAUGACUGGUCUGAUCUUCUAUGCAUGAAAAUCGCAUUGCAGGGCAAAUGAUACUUUUGGUUGACAUUUUCAAUUAACAUAAAUUCUGACAAAUUCUGAUAUUAUGAUUUUGAGAGAAGCCAUUGAAAAACUGUUUUUUACCCAUUCUCAGAUUUUUGUCAUAUAUUGAUCCAUUUGUUAAUUUCUCAACAUGAUAAAUGGCGAGUGUUUUCAUAAAUGUCAGAAUCAAACAAUUUCAUUUGUUCAUAAAUAUUGUGCUGUACGAACAUGUAUCACAUGAUGAACUGCAAUUGUGGUUUGAUUAUGAGGCUGUUUCCUGUACAUGUACACAGAUAACAAAAUUGAUGUGUGUCUAACGGAGAUGCAAACUCAGGCUGGUAUGUUGGUUUCAGUUUCAUUUCUUUUCAAAACAUGGGAACAUGAUGUAUAUGCUCUUGUGUGUAUUUUACUGAGAGAAUGUACAUAUUUUUUGUGACAUUUAGUUUGUUAGAGCCACACGACAGCCCUAUUAAAUGAGUGUAAAUCUAUUAAAUACUCUGGGAACUAUUUAGAUUAGAAGUUGAGAUUAAUGUUAAAAGGAAUGUAAAUGACAUUUAUUUUCUGUAUAUCAUUAUUAAUGUAACUACAUGUUUUUAUAUGAAAAGAGUUGGUUUGGUUUUAGUGGGGCCCCUUUUUCCUGAAUUAUAUUUAUCAACAUCAGGUUUAUUGUAUGGUACUUAAUAUUGUAUAUAAAGUAGUGACUUGUGUUCUGAAAUUUUCCUUUUUUCCUUUUUGUUCAGCUUUUUUUCUUCUUCAGAUUACUAAAACCAAGAAGUUUUUUGUGCUGUUGGUAAAAGAUUGACAUUUUCAGAUAUUUUAUGAUUUGGCAGUAUUUAAAGAUGAUUGCCUUUUUUUGCUAUAGAGAAUUCAACACAAUUUUUCAAUUUCUCAUCUGCAAAGACUAUCAUCAGUGGUAUUUAAUUACCUGUUGAUUAGAUGGAUGUACAUGUACAUGUACGUAUGAUUCAACAAAAAUUCCAAUCCAUAAAAAAGUAACAGUUUUGUUGAAUUUGUUCAUUCCAAGGUCAUCCAUUCAUUAAAAACUGCCAGGCAUCCCCCCCCCAAAAAAAAAAAUGAAGAAAUAUAUGUAGAAAGUGAGCAAGUCUUUUCUACAGCUUCAGUAUUUUGAUGGUGAAUAUUCAAUGACCUGGAAUUCAGAAGACAUUUUCUUAGCAGCCUCUACCUUUAUUCUUCCCUUUCCCUUCUUUUCUGCUUGUAACCUGUGAGGUGCCAUGUGCUCUUGUUUCAGAGUUUUAAAAUAAAAUUGCACAUGUGAUUAUACAAUCCUCAUUAAGAAAUGCUGAAAUAGAUAGCAAGCUUCCUGUCUUGAAAAAGAUUUUCCACCAAACCUUGCUCCAGUCUUUCUCAGCCGUCAAAUGAAACAGAAUAGUUUAUUCCCUUUGAACUUGUUAUGACCAAUUAACCCUGUUUAUUAAAGCAAAAUUGAAAUAGAGCUUUCAAUACAGGUACGGUAAGCAUAUUUUAAAAGGCCGGCUGAAAUAUACAACAUUUAUAUUCCCUCCCUUUUAUCUUUCUUGGUUAGGUUAGGGAACUUAGAAGAACAAGUUGUGCACCUACUGUAGAUUUAUUACAAGAUACUGUAGUGUCAAGCUGUUACUGAGCACAAAAAAAAUGAUCUUGAUAUUUGUUUUGUUGUUUUCUUUAUCAGUUGCAGUGGCUCCAAUUUAUGAUACAAUACACCAGAUGUGGUUCAAGUAUUCAGUUACUUAAAAUACUUGUUAAUCCAAUGUAUAGUAUACUGUGGACCUACACACUUGCCCUUCUGCUAGUUUGUACAUGUAUGGACUGAAAUCAGAUUAAUUGCAGUUAUGUGUGUAUUUCAUUGAGUAGUAAUGAAACCAUUAGAUGUAUAUCACCAAAACCGUCUGUGGAAUUAAGAAUCUUGACUUAACUGAUGCCGUCCACACAGGCCAGGGGCCUUGUGAUGGCUUCUGUAUGGUGAUGGUAUGCCCAGUUUUUCUGUCCGCAGCCAGUCUUGAUGUAUCUGUCAGUUAAGAAUCAUCUUUGGUUAAAUGGUUAUUUUCAGAAAUCUUGAAAUUCUAAGCAUUGGUCUUCAGACUCUUUCAGGUGUGUGCAAAUGGUAUGGAAAAACACUGUUGUCAAGGUAUGAACCGAUGUACAAUACACCAGACUUGGAAGUAAUUCACUGGGCAAUUGUAAAUCGUUCAUGGCAGGAGCAAUAUAAUAUAGUAGAGGUUCAGAACUAGAUGGACCAUAUAAGUUGUGUGUGUAACAAACAUAAAGAGUACCGUAUGACAUCCUAAUAGACCAGUUUCGUAAUCAAAUUUAAUGCCCAAAUCUUAUAUUUGUUAAGAUUUGUGCAUUGAAUUUGAUUGAAUUACGAAAAUGUCCUAUUAAGUUGGCAGUUAUUGUAAAGAUGAUAAGAUAUUAUGUAUUUACAUUCAGUUGAAGUGCUGUGUUGGUUUAGUUUAUUUUAAAAGGAAAUCUGAACCCUUUUUUCAGAGUGGUUCCAUUUUUUUAUUAUUUUUUAUUUUAUUUUAGCAUGGUUCAUUUGUGCUGAGAAUGAUAGAAAAUGUAGAGGCUAUUUGAAUCUUUGUAGAAAUGAGUGAAGAAACUGUAUAUAUAAUAGUAAAACAACAAAUAUGUACUUGUAUAAUCUACAGAAAAAAGAAAGUAUGCAUGUGACAUGUAAUGGGAAACUUCAAAAUUGAUGUCUACUGUCAAUGUAGAAUUUGAUUCAAUGAAUGCUAAAUACUUGUGAAGUAGAUAUGUAUGCCACAUAAAACACUGGCUCUAUAUCAAUGCUUAUUUAUAUUUACAAAUUUUGGAGGUGUAUGUGAAAUUUAUGGCUAUGUCUGAGGUGAUAAAUUUGAUUGAUAUGGAAAGAGAAAAAAAAUGGGAUAGUUAUCGUUCAAAAUGUUGGAUUCUUCCCUAUGUAUUAUAGUGUCAUUACAUAAAGCAAUGUUAUGAUGUAGACUUAUCGGGGAUUAUCACUGUAAAACAAAUGUACCUAGAAUUCUAAAGCUAAUGAAUUAAAGACACGACUUCUGUUGAUAAAUUGCAAA